Messenger RNA from Cyprinus carpio (common carp), 4146 nucleotides. RefSeq names its product acetylcholine receptor subunit beta-like. Gene Ontology annotation, cellular component: postsynaptic membrane; synapse; neuron projection. Gene Ontology annotation, molecular function: transmembrane signaling receptor activity; acetylcholine-gated monoatomic cation-selective channel activity. NCBI's taxonomy places the organism in Eukaryota, Metazoa, Chordata, Actinopteri, Cypriniformes, Cyprinidae. Gene Ontology annotation, biological process: regulation of membrane potential; monoatomic ion transmembrane transport; nervous system process. The transcript has 12 exons. The coding region runs from base 757 to 2226 and encodes 489 amino acids. The record is from RefSeq and is a predicted model, not a curated record.
AGAGAAACGGGUAUAUUGAGAGGGUGAAAACCUCAUGCCUUCAUGUUGGUCACUUUGUUGCAUGCAUGUGUGUGUGUAUGGGGACACAAUUUCUGACAGUGUCCUCAGAUGAAUGGCAAUAAGCCAAUUUCUAUGCGUCAGAUGAAUACCACAAGGCAAAAAGGUUCUCAACACUUGAAUUCAUUUCUAAUAAUGACAAAAUCAGCAUUUUAGAGUUGGUCUUUAGUAAUUAUAUUUUGGUUAUGUUAAGAACAAGUGUGAAAGGGAAGUCCCCACAAAAGUAUUUGAGCAGUGUGAUUGUGUGUGUAUGUGAGUAUGUUCACUCCUGUCCUUUCUCACCCUCCGGAAAGGAACAGUCGUGCCCACCUCUUCCCUUUGUUCUCCCACAAAAAUAUCCACACACACACACUUACACAAACCAUCAACAGGUGCCUGCCAGGGCAGAGUCCACACAUUCCUUUCUCCGUCCCAUAAUUCCCUUUCCUCCCAACCAAUCACAGACCAGCUUUUCACAAGUUGCAGGGAGGAGAAAAGUGAUGAGGUGACCAUGUCAGGGUUUGGUAGGAAAGGUUUGGCACUGUAAUUAACACAAGGUUCAGCACUGUAAUUAGCUGUUGGUUAGAGAGAGGACAGACACUGUGGAGUGGGAUGUGCAAGUUAGUGUGAGUGCAUGUGAGAGCUUGUUAAGGUGUCCUUGUACAUGGUGCCAGUGGUGACGGCUGGUGCCAGACUGUGGAUAUACCGUUUGUACUUAUAAUGAAGUCUCUGCUUUGGGUCCUGUGGUGCUGCUGGCUUCUGACUCUCACAGUGGCAUCCGAGGCUGAACGGAGACUACUGGAGGAUUUGUUUCAGGAUUACAACCUGAAGGUGCGCCCAGCACGUACCUGGAAUGAGCGAGUGAUGGUCCGAGUGGGAAUGACUUUAGUACAGCUCAUCAGCUUGAACGAGAAAAAUGGAGAGAUGACAACAAACGUGUUCAUGAAUAUGGAAUGGACAGAUUACAGGUUAUCUUGGAAUCCUGAGGACUAUGACAGUAUUGACGUUGUGCGAAUUCCUCCUUUAAAAGUGUGGCGUCCAGACAUCUACCUAAUCAACAAUAAUGAUGGUCAGUUUGACGUUGCCCUGUAUGUGAAUGUGCUAGUGAGGAGUGAUGGAACCGUCUCCUGGUAUCCACCAGCCAUCUACCGCAGCUCCUGUUCCAUAGAGGUGGCAUACUUUCCAUUUGACUGGCAGAACUGCACGAUGGUGUUUCGUUCCUACACAUAUGAUUCCUCAGAAGUGGACCUUCAGUAUGGUCUAGAUGAAGAUGGCAACGAGCUCCAUGAGAUAGUGAUUGAUGAGAAUGCAUUCACUGAGAACGGUGAGUGGCAGAUUUGUCAUAAGCCCAGCAGAAAGAACAUCCACGAUGACUUGUAUGAGGACAUCACCUUCUAUCUGAUUAUUGAGAGGAAGCCCCUGUUCUACAUCAUUAACAUCAUCGUGCCCUGCAUCCUCACCAGUGUGCUGGCCAUAUUUGUCUUCUAUCUGCCACCUGGUGCAGGUGAGAAGAUGACUCUGUCUAUCUCAGUCCUCAUUGCUCUCACAGUUUUCAUGCUGUUGUUGGCUGACAAAGUUCCAGAAACAUCACUUGGCAUUCCUAUCAUCGUUAACUAUGUAAUGUUCACCAUGAUCCUGGUGACGUUCUCAGUCAUCCUUAGUGUGGUGGUCCUGAACCUUCACCACAGGACUCCCAGCACACACCACAUGCCCGUAUGGGUGAGAAAGAUUUUCAUCAACUUACUGUCCCAUUAUUUGGGUGUGCUGAGGCCCCAAAUCGAGGAACCAGUGGAGGAUGAGCCAAAAGAAAACAUCCCAUUGGGUUGUCUGGACAAAGGUCUUAAACCUGGAGGUGAAUAUUUCAUCCGAAAGAUCAACCCAGAACUGGUAUUGCCUUGGAGAGGAAGUUAUAAUGAGAGUACUGUGAAGUUGCAGAGGUUUUCAAACAGUGACAACUAUUGUCUGAUUCUGCCUCCGAAUCUCAAAUCUGCAAUCGCCGCCGUCACGUACAUGGCUGAACAACUGAAGAAACAGGAUGUGGACGAUACUAUGACAGAUGACUGGCAGUACAUUGCUGUGGUUUUGGAUCGUCUCUUCCUUUGGCUCUUUGUCAUCAUUACCACCCUGGGCACACUGGCCAUGUUUCUGGAUGCCAGUUUCAACUACACUCCUGACCAACCUUUUCCAUGAGUACAUCCCGACGACAAGCACACAGCUACUGCACAGCUCCUACUCUUUUCUGUCUGCCAGCAGUGGUUUGUUAAAUCCUUCCUGGAUCUGACUUGUCAUUGAACCAUUAGGAUAUAAAGUCUGACGAGCAUGCUGUAACUCCAUUUUUAGCCAGUCUAGCUACGGUAAAGAUAAUGAACUGAUGACCAGUCAGUUCUAAUCAACAUUACCUGACAGUUUUCUGGCUGGCACACCUCUUUUUUCAGGUAGCGAUUCAAACAUUAACUAACAUUAUGUUGUCCAUUUAUUAUAAUUGUGAUGAACCACAUACUCUUGGCUAAUUCUCAGAUAAUAUGAGAUUUAAAACUUAAAAAAUCUGAAUAAACAGGCAGAGCCAAACUUGUGGCUCAUGUUUAGCCUAAAUUCCUAAAGCAACACAAUAUAUUAGUUCAUGAUUACCUUACAGCAGCUUUUACUAGGUUAACAUUAAAUUAUCUGGAUUAACCUGACCAAUUUCAAGCUAGUUUGUUAAUAUUUUGUGUUGGAUCAUUUACUGUAGCAUGCAAUUAAAGUUAUUAUUUUUCUUUUAUUGAGUCAUGGAAGUCUUUAAAGUCAGCAUGAAAACAAAAUGAACAUUACUAUAUUUUUUCUAUACGUUUCUGGUCUUGGUGCACUUUUUUUUUUUCAAGACAAAUAACAAAGUAUUUUUGAUCAUUUAAAUGCAGUCUUUGUAAGCACAAAAAAACAAAAAUGUUUUUCGUUAUGUUUAGUUGAAAGUUAUUAUCAGUUGAAAAAAGACGAAUUCCUUCAAAUUCCUAGAUUACAUCAGUUUGGCUUGUGUGCCUACAUUUCUGUGAGAAGGCACCUAUUUGCAUAAGAAGUAAAAGAAAGAGGUAAGAAAUAAUGAAAUAAGAAAAGCUCAUUAGCCGAGUCACUGCUUUUGAGGGGAAACCAGAGGCCUGUGUGUUUUAUUGCUAACGGUUCAGUGGGCUUCUAAGGAGGCUUACACCAGUUUAAUCACUGUUUUUUUCACUGUUUAUAAACUUCAAAAAAAGCCCUGGAGCCAGUCAAAAGAAAAGCCAUGAAGGGAGUUUCUGUUCUUCUUGGGGCUGAUUUAGCACUGUCUGUUCCCCCUUUACUGAGUGUUGUCUGUUUACUGGAACUAGGUGGGGACAGAAGCUUCGAAAAAAUGUCAAAGUUUCUUUUGUGUGUCAAGGCUACUUGGCCCAGUGCUCAUGAACCAGCCAACUGCGUGACAGAUAAAUCAGGUUACCAGGGUUGACUGGAGUAGUGUGUGCUAAUGUCAAGAUGUUACUGAAGCAAAGGCAUUCCUUCUAAUGUAUCUUCUAACUGUUGUUCCUCCUCCUCACAAUCUCUUCUCUAAGAAUUCUGAGAACAAAAUUGUGAUGGUUAAAUAUUUGUUUAAAUCCUAUAUGUUACCUUUAAAAUUCUUUAAAUGAAACUAUCAACUAAAAACAUCAGGGUGUCAGACAUAGACUCUUUCUGGAGGGAAAAUUAUUUCCCUUUGAAAAGCAUUAUUGCUAGGUUAUAGAUAUUUCCUCUUUACCUUUGUGUGAUGAUUGUAACAUUGGCGCCAACUCUACUGCAGACAAUAGUUGAUAGUGUUCCAGAUUUUUUUCCCCCUUUCACUGGAAGUCCAGAGGUCACCUGAUGGAAUGGUUGAACGUGUCCUCAGAAUCAGAAUCAGAAUGAGCUUUAUUGCCAGGUAUGUUCACACAUACGAGGAAUUUGUUUUCGUGACAGAAGCAAGAUGUAAGUUGAGGUCCCGAGACUGGAUAGGCAAUAGCAGUGGAUUGCAUUAAAUGUGAAACUUUUUAGAGGUAAACAAACAUAAAUGGAAGGUUUUUAAAAUGUAUCAAUGUAAAUUAAAGCAUGCAAAAUAACAAUAGGCCUGAUAAUAGGCUUAUUAAAUUGCAAUAA